GGCUGGGCGAGCUUCCCGCUGCCGGCCCCAGCUGCUGGCCUCUGGUGCCGGCCCCGGCUUCCCGCGGCGGCUUCCCUCGCUCUCUCAUCAUGGAUGAGCAGAGGGAGACUCUGCAAAGGAUUGUUUCUACUCUAGCGAACAAAAAUGAUGAAAUUCACAACUUCAUUGACAUGCUGAACCACACAAUAAGAAAUGUUCAGGUAAACUCUUCUAAUGCAAUCAGUGAGUUGGAUGAAGAAUUUGAUGGUCUGUAUUCUAUAUUGGAUGAAAUGAAGGGGAGCAUGUCCAGCACUAUUCAACAAGAGGAAGCUCGUAAAAUUCAAGCUUUACAGGAUCAGCUUAGUCAGUGUAGUAAUGCCCUAGAGAGUUCUGAAGAGCUACUGGAGCUUGCUGCACAGUCGCUGGACAUAAAGGAUCCUGUGGAAUUCUUAAAGGCUGCCAGACAGAUCAAAGAUAGAGUCACAAUGGCUUCAGCGUUUCGCAUCUCUCUGAAACCAAAGGUCAGUGAUAGCAUGACACAUUUGAUGGUGGACUUCGCUCUGGAAAGGCGCAUGCUCCAGGCUGUGAAGUUUUUGCCAGUCCCUAAAGCUCCAGAGAUAGAACUAGCAGCAUGUCUGGUUGCUGAUAACUGCAUUACAGUAUCAUGGAGAAUGCCUGAAGAAGACAGCAGAAUUGAUCAUUUUGUACUGGAAUAUAGGAAAACUAACUUUGAUGGGCUUCCACGAGUGAAAGAUGAACAACGCUGGGAACUGAUAGACUAUAUUAAGGCAACUGAAUAUACGUUAUCAGGUCUGAAAUUUGAUACGAAAUACAUGAACUUUAGAGUACAAGCCUGCAACAAAGCUGUGGCAGGGGAGUACUCUGAUCCUGUCACUCUGGAAACCAAAGCAUUUGUGUUCAGUUUGGACAGUACUUCAUCUCAUCUGAACUUGAAAGUUGAAGAUACCUAUGUUGAAUGGGAUCCUACUGGAGGCAAAGGUCAAGAAAAAAUGAAAGGGAAGGAAAAUAAAAGUGGCCAGAAUCUUCUGCUGAAGAGCAAUAGAAGAAGUGGUGCACCAUCUCCAAAGAGGACAUCUGUUAGCACAAGAUCCUCAGUGCGUAGCAGCAGAGAUCAUUUUACUGGUGAAUCGUACACAGUGUUGGGAGACACUGCUAUUGAAAGUGGACAGCAUUACUGGGAGGUGAGAGCCCAGAAGGACUGCAAAUCCUACAGCGUGGGAGUAACGUAUAGAAACCUGGGGAAAUUUGACCAGCUGGGAAAGACUAAUUCAAGUUGGUGCAUCCAUAUCAACAACUGGCUGCAAACUACAUUUUCAGCAAAGCAUAAUAAUAAAACAAAGACUCUAGAUAUACCUGUUCCUGACAGAAUAGGAGUAUACUGCGACUUUGAUGGAGGUCAACUUGCAUUUUAUAAUGCAAAUUCAAAGGAGCUGCUACACACCUUCAGAACAAAGUUUACCCAGCCAUUAUUGCCAGGCUUCAUGCAUGUUUUACAGAGUGCUGUAACUGGAGAGCAAGAGAAGACAAAUGGAGCUGCAGGACAAGUUUUGUUAGAUCUGGUGUGGUGGGCUUACAGUGAGUACUGGAUUGCAGGUGCCAAGUGCUGUGAAAACACUCCAGAGAAGUGAAAAUGGAUUGAGUGGUUCAACAAGCAGCUUAAACAAUAUUGCCCAGUAAUAUCUAUUGAACACUUCUAUUUUGUGAAAGGUUUUUUUCUGUGUAGCUGCUAAUUCACAGAUGCUUGUGAGCAUUCAGUUAAACUGGGUUUGCUACCUGCUGCUGUUUUAGACCUGGGUAUUGACAGUGCAAAGGUUUGGUGCUGAAGUGUUAGCAACUUAAUGUGAAUCCAGACAGAAAUAUCAGUCAGAAUACUGAACUGUUGCCUACUUGAAAAAUAAGUGGAUGAAUCAAGAACUGUAGCUAUAUAACUUUCUAAUACGGUAUUUAAACAUUUUGUUAUGGACUUGAGUAUUAAUUUUGUUAUUUUUCUAUGGAGAAUAUAACAAAUCCACUUUCUUAGAUCUCCUAAUAUGAAUUACUUGACUGUGUAUUUUAUUAUUACUGAGCUUCACAUUAGAACUUGUGAUACCAAACAUCCUGUCAAAAGAAUUGAUUUGCUAGCCUAGCCUGGCAAAAUAGCAGGAUCAUUUCAAAAAGCGAAAUAUCAUACAAAGUUGUAGGCUUGCUAUGAAAAAAACACAGUAAAAACAGUCUGAUUAUUUUUUCAGAAUGCUCCUAUUUCCCAUUAGUAACACAUUUAAAUAUCACAUAUUUAGAGUUCAGAACCUAUUUAUCACAAAUUAUGGCAAAGUGUAAAGAUUUAAAGGUAUUAGAAAACUUUGUUAUCUCUCAGUGAAGGCUCAGCAUGCUAGUGUGGCAUUGAGCUAGGAAGUAUUUCAGCUAAGAGGUUCAGACCCACUGCUCCAAAGCUUUUUAAAACUGAGCAUGGUACUGCUCUUUCAGAAGCUCUUAAUUUUGGGUCAUUUCUUGGCUUUGCAGUCUUGUGACAUGACUCCAGUUGAAUUCUAAUAAUGACCAAUUCACAUUGUCAGCUGUCAAUGACAAACUGAAUAUUUGUCUGCCACUAGCAAAGCUGCAAUGCAGCUGAGGCUGGGAACAAAGGCAAGAGCGCUUCAGUUGAAAUGUCUCUCCCUAGAGAUGUUGGGGGUGCAAAUGAGGUGCUGCUGAAACAUAUUCUGGCUUUUCCUCAAGCCAUCUUCAAGGCUGCUGGUAGGGCAGUACUCUCUGAGACCAAGUACACAUUUUUGCUGUUUUGACUGGCCUAGUGAGAAUUACUGGAUUACCGGAGAAGUAAAAAAAUUUCAUGAUUUCCUUAUCCAGCAGAAAUGUAGCAUCUACAGAGAGCAUUCCAGUUUGUGCCAUGUAUGAUGUAAUAUGUGGCUGUGAGCCUGCCUUUCAGAAGAUCAUAUUCUUCCCCUUUUUUAAGGGCAGGGCAAAUGUGGAAACUGAGCAAAUGCUUUGCCAGCUAGCAUGCAUCUGCCAGAUCCAGAAGCAGAUCAUAUGUUUGCAUUCACAAAUGAACUGAAAUGGUGAGCCUGGGUGUACCUUAUCUCUGUUCUUAGUUGGAAGCUUUGUAACAAUAGUCCAAUGAUUCCCAAUACUGGGAGAGCUAAAAUAGACACGUUAUAUUCUUCAUGGAAAACAACCAAUUUUGGUGAGAAUUAUGUAUUGCAGACUGUUUAAGUCUGCUUUCAUCCCUCUAAUCAAGUCCAGGAGCCCAGAAAUAAUUUCAGAUACACUUGAAUCAACUGUUUCCUAACUGAAGAUUCCUUUCCCAAGUAUCACCUGAACCACCACCUGUGACCUGAGAUAGAUUAUAAGGUCCUGCACUGGCAAGGCGGUUGGAAUCAAUGAUCUCUUUGGGUCCUUUCCAACCGUGAACAUCCUGUGAAAACUUUCAAAUUCAUGCUGAUAGUCUGUAAUGAAUUGGCCCUUUCCCUGCAUUUUCUUCUGUGUAUCUUUUAGACUGUAAAAAAAUAUGGCCAUCUAAUCAUGUUAAAUCUUGUGAAUAUCAGUGGGUGCUUUGCAUCUGUCAAGAUUUCUCAAGAGGAGGAAAAAUUCCUUGAAAACUUGUAAAAAAAUGGUUUUGUUCAGAGGGAAACUUUCAUUUUUCUUUUUAAUACAUGUUGUAGAAAGUUUUAUUUCUCUUGAGAAAUCAUGAAGUUGACAUGAUGGUUGAGUCUUUAAUGUUUAUUUUGUAUCUGAAAUGUAAGCAUCUCAAAAUAUUUGUAUUAUGAACAAAAUUAUAUGUAAUCUCUUGCAGAGGGAAGUGCAAAACUAUACCUACUGUAGCUUUACCUUCCUCUGCCAGUUUCGUGUCUUGGAUCUUGAAAUGAAGGUACUGGGAGGUGAUGUGGUUCUUAAAAGAACAAUGUCUGAAUCUGUUACGCUGUCUACAGAGGUCGUUAUUAAUCAAAUAGUCGGUGUAGUGGUUUUGAGUAUUUCUUUUUACUGCAAUGAAUACCUGGCUAGAAAUUUUAAGUGCUCAAUUGCAAUGAAUUCAGUGGUCUGUGAUGGAGUGGGAUUUGCAUACUUGGACUCUGGCGGUGUUCAUGGAGAUGAGGAUUAAGAUGGUUGGUUCUUGCUUUGAGACUUCUGUUGAACAACCAUGCUUAAUAGGCAUCAAAAUAGCUUAGUAACUGUUCAUGCUGCCCAGUCAUUGGGUGUUCAGCUACAGUUCCUGUUUAAAUUUCCCUUUGUGGAAAGAAUGGGAACGUUUACAGUAAGUUUAUGUGUGGUGAAAAAGAACCACGAGUAAUUUCAAACCCUACAUAGUACCAUAGAAAUUAUGAAGGUUAUGGGGGUGUUUGGUUGGUUGGGUGUAUUUCUUUUUUAUAGCAAGAUGUAGUGCAGCCUGCAAGGUAAAUUUGAUAUGCAAUAUGUAGUAUUUCUUUAACACUUAGAAGAGAGGUUGAAGUACAUCAUACCGUGAUGUUUUAGUUUAACUGAUGUCCUAGACGAACAUAAUGUUUUUUACCCCUCAAGGAUGAAUUUGUUAUAUAAUAGUUUGCACAGAUGUCAGAUUUUUGCUGCUAACAGCUAGUCUGAUUGUUGGUUUUGGUUGUUUUCUUUUGGUUUUUUUUUUUUUUUUUAGUAAAUGGGGAUAUGAAGAAUUGCCUUAAGCACUUUAGUCUAUCUUUUUUAGACUUACUUUCUGAGCUAGUGUCUGUCCACUACCAGUGUAUUGGUGAUAUUUUGUUGCAGUUGGUGCACUGUUUGUACCUGCAGCUCGGGAGGGAUGCAUGCAGCCUGUGAAGUUACUUUUUCCUAGGGGAAUUUGCUUCAGGGACUGGUGGGCUUGUCCUUUGGUGAGGAAUCAGACUUUUUGAAGGUCUGUAGUUUUGCCCUGUCGUUAUCACUAAGUGUAAUAUGCCUGGUGACAUUAGUACUCCCUGAGCUUCUCAUCUCUAGAGUUGAUGCUGUUUAGUGGCUAGACAGUUUUCUCUUUUUAAUACAGAUUACUGUUAGCUUUUAAGAGUGAAAAUAACUUUAUAAUAACUUGUGAGGAACUGAAGGUUCCCUUGAGUUCCUCAUACAUCAAUGAAAGCCACAUAUUUGUGUUUUUAUGGAAAGCUGAAUGAACUGCAUUAAGAGAUAUUAAUGGAUCGGAAUGGAUGUUUUAAAAGCAUCCACGUGAUAGGUAGUUCACCAAAUACCAAAUAUGGAUGGCAGAGGUUGACAGGUUUAUUGCUUUAGCCGUCCUCUAAGCAGAAAAGAGGCUAACCUACAGAUCCGGUUUCCUCCCCCUUGCACUUGUCUCAUUACUAUCACUGCAUAUUAAGACUGGGGAAAUGAACUGGUUCCCUCAGGAAGAACAUCUGACUUUUCGAUGUUUCAGUCAGGUAAGACUCACAGGUUGUGAACUUGACGCAUAGUUAGGCAAUGAGUUCUUCUGAUCAUUGCUGCCCGCUGCCCCGCCUCACUGAACUCAAAUAGCCUGAGUGCCCUGUUGGAAGGGGAAGCCUGGACGUGAUUCUCCCUCACCGUCUCGACGCCAGGCCGAGCUGAGGUGCUGCUCCAUCGCCUGGUGCCUCCAUGCAUCGUUCUGCCGCGACCGCCCGCAUAGCGACGUCUCGCAGUGAGCAGCUGACGCGGCCUUAACCGAGCGUGGCCUGGCCCUACCUCAGGAAUUCUCUCGCCAGCGCUUCACCCCUCGCCCCUGCGGAGAGCGCCCUGGGGAAGAAAGCGUCUCGCUGGUCCACACUGAGGGGCAGGGGUGCCUUAGAGCCUGCGGCGCAUUUUGAGGUCUUUGACUUGUGUGUGAUGCGAGCUUUUUGUAUUAAUACAAAAAUCUGAAACCUGA
Pogoniulus pusillus (Red-fronted tinkerbird) is the source of this 5824-nucleotide messenger RNA. It is a transcript of the gene FSD1L, whose product is annotated as fibronectin type III and SPRY domain containing 1 like. The coding region runs from base 90 to 1628 and encodes 512 amino acids. The transcript has 15 exons. The record is from RefSeq and is a predicted model, not a curated record. Gene Ontology annotation, molecular function: protein binding. NCBI's taxonomy places the organism in Eukaryota, Metazoa, Chordata, Aves, Piciformes, Lybiidae.